Messenger RNA from Funneliformis geosporum, 1218 nucleotides. NCBI's taxonomy places the organism in Eukaryota, Fungi, Glomeromycota, Glomeromycetes, Glomerales, Glomeraceae. The record is from the annotation of a GenBank genome assembly.
AUGGAUCAAAGUUCCGGUCGAAACUCGGAGCAAGAUUAUAUGGAAAUCGUCGAGAGUAGUGUAUCUCCUGUUAAAACCCACUCUUCGUAUGAUGAUAUGGAAAUUGUAGAUAAUAGUCAAAAGGAUCCAAAUGCGCAAGUAAUUCCAAUGAAUGAAGAUCAAAUUCUUUGCUUAAGAAAGAAAUAUAUAAAACUUCUCAUUAAUAACGGCGCUUCUUUGAAUUGUGGAUAUCUUAAAGAGUUUAUUUCCUGUUUGAAUCCAUUAUUUGAAUUUCCAAAUGAAGAAACUUUAAGACAUCUUUGCAAUAAUUUAUUUGAAAAAGCAAUAGAUGAUUUAAAAAAAAUAUUUGAAGAAAUAGAUAAUAUCUGUUUAACUUGUAAUUUCUGGAUUUGUAAAGGGCAUGGUAUUAUUGCAUUAACGGCAAAUUGGAUUUCAAAUACUUAUAAACCACAAGAAGCCUUUUUAACUUUGGAAGUGAUCGAUUUUCCAUUUACUUCAUUAUCAAUAAAAGAAAAGAUAAAAGAAAUCUUAUAUGAAUGGAAUAUCUCUAAUAAAGUAUCGUUUAUAACAACCGAAAAUGUCGCUUGUAUGAUUGAAGCAAUUAAGUUGUUGGGAGAAGAAUUUAACGUUGAACGAAUUCCAUGCGUUUCUCACACGCUUCAAUUUGUAAUAGCAAAAGCCAUGAAUAUCAAUCAAAAUAUGCAAAUUUUUAUUUUGAGAGUGAAAAGAUUAGUAUAUUUUUUUAAUUCGCCCAAGCAAUUGGAGAGUCUGAUAAAGGCACAAGAAGCAUUGCAUUAUACAAGUGUUUAUAAAAAGGUUAAGGAAAUUCCAACUAGAUGGAAUUCCGCUUUUUAUUCCUGGGAGAAAUUGUUAAUUCUGAGAAAAGCCUUGACCUAUUUAUGUAAUGAAAAUAAUUCAGUUCUUGAGUUGGAAGAAAGAAAUGCUUUGAAAAGAAUAAUGUUGGAUGAUGAUGAAUGGGUUCUUAUGGAUAAUUUGGCUAAUAGGGAGAUCUUGCCAUUAUUUUGGUGGGAAAAUAAUGAAAAGAAAUUUCCAUAUUUAAGUAAGGUAGCCAAAGAGUAUUUAGCCAUUUCUGUAACAUCAACAAAUUCUACAGAAAGUUCAUUUGAUAAAUUGGCUAAUAUAAUUACCUUUAGACACUUUCCGCCAAAAAAAUUUUAUUUUUUAAAAUAUAAUACCAAUUCACUUAAUAUUUUAUGA